This is a messenger RNA of Camellia sinensis, 2435 nucleotides long. NCBI's taxonomy places the organism in Eukaryota, Viridiplantae, Streptophyta, Magnoliopsida, Ericales, Theaceae. The record is from RefSeq and is a predicted model, not a curated record.
GGGAAAUGACCCAAUAUUCGCCAUGCCCUUACUUACCGCGAGCCUCUCAGUCGCAUGAUCUGGAUUAACACAUUCCAUUCCAUUUAAACAGCUCCAUCAGGAUGAUCAGUACGUGAGCUACCACUACUCCCUUUAGCUUUACUGAUACGCUGCUUAUAAAGUUGCUCUCUUGCACGAAAUACAGAUGUCAAUGCUUCAAGUGGUUUGUCAAGGGACGAUGAUGAUACCUCCUUGUUAGCUGUUGCUGCUUCUACCACGUCUGGAUUUGGUGUUGGGACGCUGUUUUUAUCGGAGGAAGAGUGAAUUGAUUGAUCCUCUGAUUGUGUUGUUGUCUCCAUCAUCUUGCUUCUUCUUGGAAUCGUUGUUGAAAUUGGGGGUUUCUGUAUCUUGACUGUAGAGUGGAAGAAGAACCCAGAUUCAAAAGCAAUUGAAAUCGCAAUCAAACAAGUUAUAAAGCCGCAACCAAACAGACUUCUUUUGCCAUCUUCUUCAACACAAACUCUUGCACACUACUUGUUUGAUAGUUGGUCUCACAGACAUUUCGUCCCUCAUUGCCAUUACCAAAAUGCAUAGAAAUUUCAUGUUCUUGCGCCCACACCAAUGUCUUGGAUCAUCUCUUAUUGAUAGAAGAGUAAACUGUGAGGGUUUUGGUAUGAGCUCAUUUGGGAAAUCAGGUUAUAUGAGGGUCCUAAUAAUGCACAAAACCUGUGGAGGAAAAAGACCCAAGAAGAAAAUCUACUACAGAGUCCAUGAACUUGACAGAGCCAUGGACCUUCAAAAGAAACCGUCAAUAAUUCUGCAGCUCAAGUCUAUUGUCCAAGCCCAGAAAAGCCAAUCUCUCCUCCUCAGAGACCUUGAAAAAGAAGUUGGGUUCGUUCAAAAAUGGAAUUUCAUGGCUGUUAUUGAGAAGUACCCUACUAUCUUUCAUGUUAGUGGUGGUAGGAGAGCACCUCCCAUGGUUAUGCUUACAGAAAAAGCUAAAAAGAUUGCGGCUGAAGAAAUUUACACCAGAGACCAAAUGGAACCCAUUGUAGUUAGGAACCUGAGGAAGUUGUUAAUGUUGUCGAUUGAUUGUCGGCUCCCACUGGAAACUGUCGAAUUCAUUGAAUCUGCAAUGGGUUUGCCUUGUGACUUCAAGAAGUCUUUGAUUCCCAAGUACCCAGAAUACUUUUCUGUGAAAGAUGUUAAUGGCAGAGCACAUCUUCAGUUGGAAAAUUGGGAUUCGGGCCUUGCGGUAACAGCUCGGGAGGAAAGAUUGGCGCGGGAAGGGAUUCUGGCCGCUAUUGGACGUUCAGGAAAGGCUGCGAGUCUUGAAAAGCUAUGUCAAACAAGAAGCGAAAAUAUUCAUGAAGAAGAAUCAAAGAAAGUUGGUCUAUGGCAAAGGAGAAAGCUGCCAAGUCUAAUGCAGCAAAGGAUGUUAUGAUAGUUUUGACACUGAAGAUGCGUGAGUACCUCCGAUAAUGAGUCUGGUUGCUCACCAAGCGCUCGAAGUCCUCCGCGGAACGCCACAGGUUUGAGCCUUCUAAACCCUGCAUCCAUUUUGUCUCCUUUUUGGACCACGUCUUGGUCUCUCCCUCUUGCAAUCUUUGGUGGCCUGCCGGCCAUCUAUGAGGGCUACCGGCCAGGGCUUCUGACUUGCCGGCCAUCAACGAUGCCUUGCCGGCCACUAGAGUUUUCUGCAGAUAUUUUGUGCCAGCUGGUUGCAUAGAGGCUUGCAUCUUGUAGACACCCCAUUUUUGACUGUCCUCAAGACUUGGAUGUUCUUGCAGGAACAUCCAGUGACAAGUUUGAUUGUUCAUUGAGCGCUCGUAUUCCGUGGCAGAACGCCACAGGUUUGAACUUUCCAAACCCUGCAUCCAAUUCUAUCUCAUUUUUUGACCAUGUUUUGGUUCUUCCAGCAUGUUAUUCUUGAUGCAUUGCUGGCCAUGAUAAGGCACUGUCGGCCAUGGAUUUUGGCUUGCCGGCCAUUGAAGUGCCCUGCCGGUCAUCAAUUAGGAUGGUCGGCUGGCCACCAGUGCAUCAGUAGAUAUUUUCUGAUAUUUUGUGCCAGCUGUUUGCACAGAUUGGAGCAUCUGCUUGCACAUGGAUGGUUGGAUCACUUUGAGAGGAUUUUGUAUCUUCUAUAUAUAGACGUCUUCCUUUUGCAUGCAAGGGGUUGGAAAUUUUGAAGACAAAAAUUUCUCUCUCUCUCUCUCUCUCUCUCUCUCUCUCUAGAAUCCUCUCUCUUAAAUAUUUUGCCUUAAAGCCUAAAUUCUCUACACUUUUACAUAGAAACCCUUGAUCAAAUUUGAUCAUCUUGGUGUUGAGGUUGCUUGAGGUCCUAUUUGGGCUCUAGAAGAGGAUAUUAGCUUGGUUUGGCUUGCCUUUGUUGCCUAAAUAGCAUCUUGUCUUCAAAGAGGUAGAAUACUUGUAUUUUAAGCCUAAUUUAAAUACUU